CAGUUGGUCAUAUUUUGUGCGUGUUUUUCAUUUGCAAAAUUAAACUGGGUUAUUUCGAUUUAUUUAUAGAGGUGUAAGUCGGUUAAAGUCGAUUCGUAUAUUCUCUGCCACUAACGAUACUUUUGCGCAAAAUGAGUAAAACAAACAGUCGUACUGAGGACUUAGACGACAUUAGCAUGACAGCCCAAGAAUUGCAUAUUUUGUCGGAAUUAGACAGCCGGCAAUAUGGAUUUUUACUAUUGAAUCAACCCGAAAAUGCGAAAAAGAAGGCAUUGGUGCAAAAGGCUGUCAAAUAUCUGCAGUUGAUGGUUGUCCAGGCUAAAAGACAACAAAAGGCUCAAAACGAGAAUGAGCCCCACAACUGUCAAACUAAAAAAAUCAGUAUAGACCCUAAAACUUGGGUCAAGUUAGGACACUUCCAUUUGUUACUGGAAGAUUACAGAAAAGCCCUUUCUGCUUAUCAGAUGUUUUAUAAAACUCAAGCAGAAAACCACUGGCAAGACACCACAUUCUUAUAUGGACUGGGUCUAGUUUAUUUUCACUUCAAUGCCUUCCAUUGGGCCGUGAAAGCUUUCCAACAGUUACUGUAUGUGUCACCAGGAUUUCAAAGAGCAAAUGAAGUCAAUCUCAGGUUGGGAUUGAUGUUUAAAGUUACUCAAGAAUAUGAAUCGGCACAUAAACAUCUACAACUAGCUCUAGUAGAUAACAGUCCCUGCACUACACCGAAAAAUAUAAUUAAAUUUCACAUUGCCCACUUAUUUGAAGUACAAGGAAGAGUAAAAAUUGCGAAAGAUAGAUACGAGGCCCUCCUGAAAGACAAAACGAUAAGCCAGCCCUUGAAAGCAGAAAUUUUUCGACAGUUAGGUUGGUUGUACCACUGCCAGGAAUCGCUAGGUGAAAAAAACCAAAGAAUACCCCUAGCCAUACACUGUUUGCAAAGAGCAAACGAAGCCGACCAGUUUUCUGGCCAAACACUGUAUCUAUUAGGACGCUGUUAUGCAAGUAUUGGAAAAGUGCAUGACGCAUUCAUCGCAUAUCGAAACUCUGUGGAAAAAUCUGAGGGAAACGCCGACACCUGGUGCAGUAUAGGUGUUCUCUAUCAACAACAAAACCAGCCUAUGGAUGCUCUGCAAGCGUAUAUAUGUGCCGUUCAACUUGAUAAAUGCCAUUCUGCUGCUUGGGCAAAUUUGGGCAUAUUAUAUGAGAAUUCUUUGCAAGCUAGAGACGCUUAUGCCUGUUAUUUAAACUCCAGCCGUGGUUUGUCGAAUAGAGGUUCAACGGAGGAAGCUACGAAUUCGAUUAAGUUACCAAAAAUUUGCUUACAAAAAGUGGGAAUGAACCCACAUUUAACACAACGUAUUAAUUUUUUGCAAACUCACCUUGCAAACGCUCCAAUGCCUAGCGUCACAUCACAGAGAAGGCAGUUGCUUUCCAUUGAAGAGGCUUGGAAUCUGCCCAUAUCGGCAGAGAUGUCCUCAAGACAGCAGCAAAAUUCAUCACAAUCUACACGAAAUGGUUCCUCACAAGGCUUCCAAAAAAAUUACAGCGGUUCCACACCUCAAGGUCCUCCACCACCUUACCCAUCUCCGAGUGGAGGAGUCGGAGUUGCAAGCAAACGCUUCAAAACUGAACCCGAUCAAAAACCAGCACCUCAACCUGCAUACAAUCUCACUCCGCAGCAGUUACAACUGUUGAACCACUUGCAACAAAAUGUAAACACAUUGACACCUGCCCAACAAAAUCUUAUGCAACAACUACAACAUCAGUACCGGUUAAUGCAGCAGAAUCAGCAGUUACGCAAUAAUCAGAGGCCUGCACUCAAUACACCUGUUAGUAGAUCAGCACCUACACCACCUGCUUACAAUAAUAAUACUUCGUUUGGACAGAACGGUUCGCCACAUAGCACUGCCAAAGGUUACUCACCAACGAUAAGCGAUAAACUCGUUCAACCCAAUCCUAUUGUUGGACCCAGGGACUUCAUAUCCUCUUCUGGACAUCACGCGCCAGACUUGGAUGAGAAUCUAGAAGAGGACCUUAAAGAUUUGCUUUCACAAAAAGAUCUUGCUACCACAUUGGCUGAAAAUUUGUUGAAACAUUUCGGAUCUGAUGAUAUUGAUGUUAAAGAGGAAGCCGAUUCUACUAAUGCUAAUGAUAAUAAUACUACCACAAACACAUUAUCAUCAGGACCAUUCUCUCCUUCUAACAUCGACGCAAAAUCAGAAAUGCCUCCGGAACCAAAAAGGAAAAUCAAAUCCCCCAUCCAAGAUAGCAUACUAACAGUAAAAGCUGAACCACCAUGGGACCUGGAUUCUCUUCACUCAAUCGAAAAAAGAUCCAAUAUCGAAUACACCAUCGACAUGGAUGCUCAAACUGUUAUUAAAUUGUGCAAGAGUGAAGUUGUUAAUGGCGACAUUAACGGAUCAAUCAUAUCAGAUACCGCUCCGCCUCCCACGCCCCCGGAUCCCCCUUUAGUCAAACUGAGUUCUCAACAGCUUUUACCCCCAACCCCUUCAGUGUACCUGGAUAAUAAAAAGCACGCUUUCAGUCCCCAAUUGCAAGAAUUUUGCCUCAAGCACCCCAUCGCAGUGGUACGGGGUUUGGCCUCGGCUUUAAAACUUGACCUCGGCUUAUUCUCAACGAAAACGUUAGUAGAGGCGAACCCCGAUCAUAGCGUGGAGGUGAGAACGCAAAUACAACAACCUUCCGAUGAAAACUGGGACCCCCAAACGGGGAAGAAGGUCUGGGCGUGUAUAUCUCAUAGAUCUCACACCACCAUCGCCAGAUAUGCUCAAUACCAAGCUUCUAGUUUCAAGGAAAGUCUAAGGGAGGAGCGAGAGAAAGCAGCUAGUGGUUUGUCCGAUUCCGAUUCGAAGGAUUCAACGCAUUGUGGCGGAAAAAGGAGAAAAAUUAACAUGAACAUUCCUCCGUCUUCUAACACAAAGAGUUGUAAAGAACAGAAAACCCUAAAGUUCGGAACUAAUGUUGACCUAUCAGAUGAACGUAAAUGGAGGCCACAGUUGCAGGAAUUGAUGAAGUUACCAGCUUUUGCCAGAGUCGUGUCAGCGGCCAAUAUGCUGUCACACGUUGGACAUGUGAUCUUAGGAAUGAAUACUGUACAGCUUUAUAUGAAAGUCCCUGGAAGUCGGACACCGGGCCACCAGGAGAACAACAAUUUCUGUUCAAUAAACAUCAACAUUGGACCAGGCGAUUGUGAAUGGUUUGCAGUUCCCGAUGCUUACUGGGGUGCCAUCUGCGCUCUCUGCGAGAAGAACCAAAUUAAUUACCUCCACGGCUCAUGGUGGCCAGUCUUGGAGGACCUCUACAAUGCGAACAUACCCGUGUAUCGUUUCUUGCAGAGGCCUGGUGAUCUCGUAUGGGUCAAUGCGGGUUGCGUCCACUGGGUGCAAGCCGUAGGAUGGUGCAAUAAUAUAGCCUGGAAUGUUGGACCCCUCACAGCAAGGCAAUACCAACUCGCCAUUGAACGAUACGAGUGGAAUAAAUUGCAAAGCUUUAAGUCUAUCGUUCCGAUGCUCCACUUGUCUUGGAAUCUGGCGAGGAAUAUCAAGGUUUCCGACAAGAAGUUGUUUGAAUUGAUAAAAAAUUGUUUGCUACGGACCCUGACAAAAUGUUGUAGGAUACUGGAAUUCGUGAAAAACAGGGGUGUAGAAGUUAAAUUCCAUGGGAGGGGCAAAAAUGAGGCCUCACAUUACUGUGGACAGUGUGAAAUUGAAGUCUUCAAUAUUUUAUUCAUAAGAGAACAAGAAAAGAGACACGUGGUACACUGCAUGGAUUGUGCGCGUAAACAGUCUCCGAACCUCGAAGGCUUCGUUUGCCUAGAGGAGUAUAAAAUGCAGGAGUUAUGCGAAGUUUACAACAACUUUGUGUUACACUCUAAUAUAAAUUCCGCUCCAGAACAAUAUCGACCUGUAUAGUUAAUUAUAUGAUUCAAUGGCUAUUAAAGUCAGCUACCACUGCCACUCGUAACGGAUGUACAACUUUAAUAUUAACACUGCUUGUUAUAUAGCUUCUCAUGUAAAAAAAAACCAAGCGUGAUAAUUUAUAAUAAAGGUUUUAUUUUAAUUGUGUACAUAUUACUGUCGAUAUGUUUUCCUCGUAAGUUGGAUAGGCUAUAUUUUUAGCACAGGUGUCACCUGAAAAUUGCUGUGAUUUUUUUUAUAAAGAAGACAGAUAUACUUUGUAUAGUGCUUUCCGAGAUUAAUUUGAAAAUAUAGAUAGUUGUAUAGACAUAUCGCCAUUUUUUAUGGAAAAUUCCACACCGUUUACUCUUUACACCUGUGCUAUGAUGUUACACCCAGAAACAGUGAUCUCAUAAAUAAUUUAGUUGAUUGUACAUACAUUACUAAAAGUAAUAAAUAUGUUUAUACAAUAUAUUUAUUUUAGUAGGGAAAGUAAAUGUAGCUAUGUAGCAGUUUGAAAGUUAUAUAAGUAAUUUGAAUGUAGCUUCGUAGAUCAUUCGUCAUUCAAUUGUUAUUAGCUGUUAUACAUACUACUUACUCACUGCCAAGAAAUCAUUUAUUGUUCAUUAUUUUUCUAUCUUAUUUAUUUACUUAUUUAUAUUGAUCAUUGUAGAAAUGAAAUUAUUGAUUUCUGUGAAGAAUACAGGGUAAAUUUCAUUCUGUUUCAAAUAUAUUAUGAUUUAUCAAAAUUAAGUUGUAAAGUAUUAAUUUACAUAGGGAACAUUGUUUUUGUUUCCUGUACCAUCGUUUAAAAUAUUUUAAUAACUUUAACAACACUUACCGAUGUUAAUUUUAUACAAUUUUAAAAUUUGUGAAAUUCUUUAUCCCAAAUUUUGGGUUAAAUAUUGGAUUUGUAUAACUUUUCAAAUUGUAUUUUAUUUUAAUGAUCUCUAAUAUUACGUUUUUAUUAAUUUUUCUAAUUGUAGACUCCAGUAAAGUGAAUACCGUCAUGGUCAUGGUUUUAAAAUGGUUUCAUUUCUGCAAACGAAAUAAAUUUUAUUUUAAGAUUUUUUUGGGUAAAAUAUAGGCAGAACGAUCAAAUUGUAUUAUUAAAACUGCCAUUUUGUGAUAAAAUACUGCCCAAAUAACCAAAAUUAUGUUCAUAGACCGCACCUGGAUUAAUCAGUGCCUUUUCCUAUUUAAUCUGUCUAAAACUAUAUUAUGAAGAAAGGUAAUAUUUUUUGCAUUCGUGACCAAAAUUGACAUAGUCUACAUUAUGUAAAUAUAAUAAGUAUUAGUAGUUAAAUUUACAGGAAGUCUAGCUCAAUUUUUCUAUCUAAUGUAAUAUACUUAUCUUUCAUUAUUCAAUUACUGUUUUUUAUAUAUAUUCAAGAAAAGUCUGAUUUGAAAUUGUGUAUUC
This is a messenger RNA of Anoplophora glabripennis (Asian longhorned beetle), 5337 nucleotides long. RefSeq names its product lysine-specific demethylase 6A (gene Utx). The coding region runs from base 132 to 3932 and encodes 1266 amino acids. Gene Ontology annotation, molecular function: RNA polymerase II cis-regulatory region sequence-specific DNA binding; histone H3K27me2/H3K27me3 demethylase activity; chromatin DNA binding. Lineage: Eukaryota; Metazoa; Arthropoda; Insecta; Coleoptera; Cerambycidae. The record is from RefSeq and is a predicted model, not a curated record. Gene Ontology annotation, biological process: regulation of gene expression. Gene Ontology annotation, cellular component: MLL3/4 complex. The transcript has 14 exons.